CGAACGCUUUCCACCGAGGCGGACUUUGAGCGUUCGCGGUCGCGUCGAGAGGGGCGCAUGCGCGAGUGUCUCCGGGCUGGCGCGCGGGGAAAGCCGGAAUUGAAAGCGGGCGAGAGAAAAGCGCGCGUCGCGACAACGAGAGGAGAAGACAGAGAAAAAAAAGGAAAAACGAAAGGAUCGUCUUUGCGCGUUCCGAUUUACGAGAUUCGUAAGCGCGUGAACGCGCAUGCGCGCAUCUCCGACGCGUAACAGGUGUCAUUCAGCGUCGCCAAAGGGGCGUCGCGAUCACCGGCGUCAAUCAGGUUAGGUCGGUCGGUCUGUCUGUUUGUCCGUCUUGUACCCGCUCGUUUUUCGCCGACGACAACGUGGAGACGUCGAGAGCGACAGGUCCCCCGGCGCCGACGACGCGUGCGUGCGACAACAGGGGCGCGUAUACAGGGUGUUCUUUGAUGGUGCAGCAGGGCGAACGGCGGGGGAUGGUCCCGACCUUGACAUGGAGGGCCACGACAUUCAGGAACUGGCGGUGACCGCUAAGGACGGCGUGAUCGUUAGAGGCGGAUAUCCGGCGCCGUACUCCUCACCGAAUGGCGAUGCGGAUUUGGGAAUGGGCGCGGGGGCGGUCGGCGGCCCCGUUCUGAAUCUACCUCCGGUUCCGGUCGGAAACGCUGCGUGUGCCAUAUGCGGCGAUCGCGCGACCGGAAAGCACUACGGCGCCGCUUCUUGCGACGGUUGCAAGGGCUUCUUUCGCCGAUCCGUCAGAAAGAAUCAUCAGUACACGUGCAGGCUUAUGAGAAAAUGUCAGAUCGACAAGGACAAACGAAACCAGUGUAGAUACUGUCGAUUGCGCAAAUGCUUUAGAGCCGGUAUGAAGAAGGAGGCCGUACAAAAUGAGAGAGACCGCAUAAACAAUCGACCACCGAGCAACGAGAAUCAGACGGAAAACAGCGGCCCGUCGAUGGAAGAUUUACUGAUGGCUGCGAGGCAUAUUGGAAUGCUUGAGCUGGGUAAUCCGAAAGAAGACGUCGAUCCUAGCACGAAGCGGAUAGCUGGCUUAAACGACGUGUGCGACAGUAUGAAGGAGCAAUUGCUGAUCCUGAUCGAGUGGGCCAAAUGCAUCAAGGAAUUUGAGACGCUUCCGCUGGACGACAAAGUCGCGUUGUUGAGAGCCCAUGCAGGCGAGCAUCUGCUGUUAGGGGUGGCGAGACGCAGCCAGAUACAUAAAUUAACGGACGUGCUAUUGCUUGGCAACGAUUGCAUCAUCAUGAGAAACUAUCCUGUAAUAUCGUUGCAAUUCACAGAAGGGAACAAUCAGCAGGACUUAGAUAUCAGCAAGGUUGGCGUUAGAGUGAUGGAUGAACUGGUGGAACCGUUGAAGAAGAUUAAGAUCGAUGAUACAGAGUUUGCUUGUCUCAAAGCAAUCGUGUUCUUUGAUCCGAACGCGAAAGGUUUAAGCAAUUCAGAUUCGAUCAGGACCUUGCGCAAAAACAUCCAGAUAAAACUUGAGAAUUAUAUCAGCGAUUAUCGCUGUCACCUCACGGGACACUUUGGCGAUAUUCUGCUGCUGUUACCGGCUCUGCAGUCUAUCUCGUGGCAGAUGAUCGAGCAGAUACAAUUCGUCAAGCUAUUCGGGAUGGCGCAUAUCGACAAUCUGCUUCAAGAAAUAUUCUUCGGCACUACAUCGGAGGUAAAUGACACCAUGACGUCCAUACCGAUCUCGAAUACCGCUCCGGGCAGCUACAUGAGUAGCAACGAGAGUCCUACCAGUCCCUUGACGCCGGCCAAUACCGGCAACCUCAGUCCGCAAACCGAUCAAAUGCCCGUCAUGAUCCUGAGGGAUUUGGCGCCGAACCAGGAUUUCAGGUUCUUCAAACAGGAACCAAGUCUCGAGCCCGAGACAAGUUUCUGACUAGAUUGGCCAUAGAGCUGAACCUGCUGCUGACUAGCCAAUGAUGUUCUGCUCAAACAAUUGCUCAAGUUCUAGCAUACAUUACGUUACCAUAGCAUCGAAUUAUCGAUGAUAUUAAGGAAAAAAUAAUAUUUUGAUAUAUUGCAACGUGUGAGAAAAAUAAAGUUUGAAUUCGACAUGUUGCAAUACACGAAGUGAACGAAUUUCAGGAGCAGGAUUUUUCACCAAAUACGGGAUAUCAAACAGUAAUAUACAUACGUCAUUUGUUAAACAAUUGAGACGAAUUAAUUGAUUUUGCAUUGACGUAAAAAAAAACAAAAAAAAAAGACUAAUGCUGUUGCAGGACAUCUUUGUUGCAUACUGUAUGGAUUUGCCGUAUUCGAUGAAAAAAUUUUACCAUCGUACCACUUAAAUGUCCAGAGUUUAUACAAAUGGACAACGCAGCAUGUUGUAUAUAUUUUUGAUGGGAAAUUGAUCAGUUUACCGAUAUAUAUUUUUUACCGAUAGUCGCGAUUCGAAAUAAAUCUCGCCCCUGUACAAAUAACGAUUGAUCGCCGACCAAGAGAUCGUCGAUAUAAAUGUGAUAAGAUCAUAUCUUGCCACCAUUAGUACUACUGUUGCGACAGUAUUUGUGCUGUUUUUUAAAAUAUGAAUCAGGAUCAAAAAGCGAGGCAAACAAAACAUAUAUGUGUCUAAUAUAAUAAGUCAUGCAAUUAUGACAAUAAUUAAAUUAAACAUAAGACUUAAAAUCGAUAAAAUUAUGUAAUUUUUUUUUGUUAAAAUGUUUACAAAAAAAUCCUUACCCAUAAUUGAAUGUCACAUUUUCAUUGUCACGAAUUAUACAUAGAAAUCGAUUUUUUAUACGUGUCUUACGAUAUCAGAAUCCGAAUUCAAUCAAGUAAUAUCAAUUUUAGUUUCUAAUUUGAUAUGAAAUAGGAAGUAAAAUUAUAUCCGAUAUUAUUACAGGAAUAUAUGGUUACAAAUAUGUCGAAUUAAAUAAGAAUAUGCAGAGAUAAUCUGCAUCGAUAUUAUGAGAAAUGUUGUACUGUUCUGCUCAAUUUGCGAAUGGAAAUAAUGUUAUUCUAAUUCGUGAUGUAAUAAUGUAAAUAGCAUGAUGCAAUAACGUAUAAUAUAUAUAUAUAAAACAUUCCAAAUAUAGAUGUAUCGAUGUUAUAAGUUA
This is a messenger RNA of Nylanderia fulva, 3086 nucleotides long. It is a transcript of the gene Hnf4, whose product is annotated as Hepatocyte nuclear factor 4. Lineage: Eukaryota; Metazoa; Arthropoda; Insecta; Hymenoptera; Formicidae. Gene Ontology annotation, cellular component: nucleus. The record is from RefSeq and is a predicted model, not a curated record. Gene Ontology annotation, molecular function: nuclear steroid receptor activity; RNA polymerase II cis-regulatory region sequence-specific DNA binding; zinc ion binding. Gene Ontology annotation, biological process: regulation of DNA-templated transcription.